CUCAAACUUAAAUCGCGUAAUGAAAUGAUGAUCAAGCAAGUAGCCUAGCUUUACUACUCGACCGGAUCUUCCAACUCUCAUCGUUCGAGCUCAGUAACGAUGAUCACCGACGCCGACACUCUCUUCGCAUCUGACCACAAAAGGGAUGCUUAUGGAUUUUCUGUGAGGCCUCAUCAUGUGCAAAGAUACCGAGAAAAUGUUAAAAUCUACAAGGAGGAAGAAGAGGAGAGGUCGGAGAGGUGGAACAGUUUCCUGGAAGAUCAUGCACAAUCUGACCUCUCACCUGUGAAUGGAUCAUCUGAAAUUAAUCCAAGUACUGAAAGUGAUAAUAAGUACGCUGAGGAAAAACAUCUCCAUAGUGACAAGCCAGGUCCUGAUUCAACUCAAGGAAAUGUUGGAGAGGAAGAUGAGAAGAGAGUGGUCAGGUUUCAGAUAUGGACUGCGAUCAGACCAUCUCUUCGAGCCAUUGAGGACUUGAUGAGUGUCCGUGUUAAAAAGAAAGAUGGCGAUGGCGAGCAAGAAGCUCCGAAAUUGAAGUCUUCAAAGAGAGUAAAUGGGAAUGAUUCUGAAGACGAGUUGUAUGAUGUGGAGAAAGAACUUGAACUACUUGUUCGAGGUGGUGCACCUAUGGCUCUGAGGGGUGAGCUCUGGCAAGCAUUUGCGGGGGUUAAGAAACGGCGGGUUGAGAACUAUUACCAAAAUCUGUUAGCUGCUGAUAGUCUAGGAAAGGACAUAGAGCAUGCAGAUGAGAAAGGUUUAAGUGCAGACCCACUCGCUGUUGUGGAAAAAUGGAAAGGACAGAUAGAGAAGGAUUUACCCCGGACAUUUCCAGGUCAUCCUGCCUUAGAUGAUGAUGGCAGAAACGCUCUGAGGCGAUUGCUAACUGCAUACGCUAGGCAUAACCCCUCUGUUGGAUACUGUCAGGCUAUGAAUUUCUUUGCUGGUCUUUUAUUACUUCUGAUGCCCGAAGAGAAUGCUUUUUGGUCGCUGAUAGGAAUCAUUGAUGACUACUUCAGUGAUUAUUAUUCUGAAGAGAUGAUCGAGUCACAGGUUGACCAACGAGUUCUGGAGGAGUUAGUUCGAGAGAGAUUUCCUAAAUUGGUUCAACAUCUAGAUUAUCUUGGAGUGCAGGUGGCUUGUGUUACAGCGCCAUGGUUUCUUUCCAUCUUCAUCAAUAUGCUUCCAUGGGAAAGUGGUCAGGCUCCAAACCAGUUUUAUUUUUGCUAUACAAAAAUUGUGAUCUUUAAAUAUUAUGUCUGUCAUUCUGAAAGAUGUUCUUUGUUUAUAAGUUCUCAGAGUGUGGGAUGUGCUUCUGUUUGAAGGAAACCGUGUUAUGCUUUUCAGAACAGCACUUGCGUUGAUGGAGUUUUAUGGUAUACUCGGCUAAACCUAAGUGUCCAUAUGAUAUAUAUAUAUACUGUGAUUAAGGGGCUGUUCGUUUCUCCAUUUAUAAUCUCUAUUCAGCUGAUCCAUCUAUGUGAUCCAUCUAAAUGAUUCAUCCAGAUUUUAGGGAUUGUUCGUUUUUCCAUCUAGAUGAGUCAUCUAAAUGAACCAUUUGAAUGAAUUUCAUGUUUGUUUUUUUUUUUUUUUUCCAUUCAAAUGAGUUUGAUAAACAAAUUACAUAUAUA
Eruca vesicaria subsp. sativa (arugula) is the source of this 1628-nucleotide messenger RNA. The record is from the annotation of a GenBank genome assembly. NCBI's taxonomy places the organism in Eukaryota, Viridiplantae, Streptophyta, Magnoliopsida, Brassicales, Brassicaceae.